UAAGAGCAGCUCUAGUUAUUUCAAAUUUGCGGCAGCGGCUGGGCGUGCGUGUUGUGUUUACUGUUCAGUUAUUUUCGUGUUUUUAUGAUAGAAAGUGCUUUAAUAAGAAAAAAUGAGUAGAAAUCCUAGGCUGGAGGAGUUUCAGAUGGAUACAAAGCCUGUUCAUAGGUCUGGAAGAUCAAAAUGCAGCAAUUUUUUGUAUGAUGAAGAUACGGGAGCGAUUUUAGGACGAACACCUGAAAGUUGGGCUAAAAUCUUGAUAUUCUACACGAUCUUCUACGCUGCGCUCAUAGCGCUGUUCUCGGUCUGCAUGGUGACGUUUCUGCAGCACUUCAUCAACCCCCGCGUGCCUCGCCUGCAGCAGGAGUACAGCGUCAUAGGCACCAGCCCAGGGUUGGGCUUCCGGCCGCUGCCGCCAGAUGUCAGAAGCACGCUGAUAUGGUACAAGGGAACUGGAUAUGAUAGCUACAAGUAUUGGGAAGAUCAGCUCAUUGAUUUCUUGUCGGUAUACAAGAAGAAGGGUCAGACCGCGGGCGCCGGUCAGAACAUCUUCAACUGCGACUUCAAGAACCUGCCGCCUCACGGCAAGGUCUGCGACGUGGACAUCCGCGGCUGGGACCCCUGCAUCGACGAGAACCACUUCUCGUUCCACAAGUCCUCGCCCUGCAUAUUCCUCAAGCUUAACAAGAUCUACGGCUGGCGUCCGGAGUUCUACAAUGACACGCAGAACCUGCCCCCGGAGAUGCCCGUGGAGCUGCAGACACACAUCCGGAACAUCACCAGCUACAACCGGGACUAUGCGAACAUGGUGUGGGUGUCGUGUCACGGCGAGACGCCGGCAGAUCGCGAGAACAUCGGUCCCAUCUCGUACCUGCCGUUCCCGGGCUUCCCCGGGUACUUCUACCCCUACGAGAACGCCGAGGGCUACCUCAGCCCGCUCGUCGCCAUACACCUGCAGAGGCCUCGCACUGGAAUCCUGAUCAACAUCGAGUGUCGCGCGUGGGCGAGGAACAUCAAGUACGACCGCAGGGAACGGCUCGGUGUCGUGCACUUCGAGCUCAUGAUUGAGUAACUACUUACUAUCCGUCCAAAUAUAUCUGCUGGUAACUGUGUAAGUGAUACCCUGAAUCUGCAAUCUGCAUAUAGUUGACAGGAAAAACGUUUCGAAGGUGCAGCUUAAGUUGAUGGUGAUAGGUAAAUAUUGCGCCGAGGACAACCCUCUAGCUGAAACCUCAGUGUUGCGAGUACAAAAAUACGACUUGGGUGUUACCAGGUCGCUAUUUUAUGCCAUAAGACUGAAAAUUCAGUUGAGACAUCAAAAAAACUGUUUUGUGAAUAGUGAUAUAUGGCUGGCCCUUGUAUCAAAAUAUCGUGUAUCAAGAAGUGUGUAUGGAAAAUAAGACAUAAAAGUAAAAUAUAAAAAUUAACACAGUUUUUUCUCGAUUUAAAAAAAUAACGUGCCUUACUAUACUAAAAAUCUCUGUGCAUCAGUCGAAUUCAGGGUAUCACUGUAUAUUGUACAAGAAAGUAGAUAAAAUAGUAUAAAACAAGUUUUCGUAGGAUAGUUAAUUUUAGGUAUGCGUGUGAAUUGUCUUUGAGAGGUCUGUUCGACCAGAGGUCCUACCACUACGUCUUAAACAAAUUUUGAGGGUGAGAGAGAGAUGCCGCUCUACGACGUGUAUUGUGCUGUCACGAUUCCUCAACCGUGAUGAUACAACUUUAAAUCGCAGUACUAGACCCUCAGAUUAGUGAGCAAGGCAACUGAAACCAGUGGAUACUUACAUAAUUAUAUAUUACAAUAUGUAAGCAAGUAAUGUGCUAUUGCACGCUAAUACGUAUUUAUAAUAUUAUACUUUAUUUUUUAUAUACAUGCCAUUAUGAAAUAUACAAGGACUUUAUAUUCUCUCUAACAUUCAAGGAAGUACUGUAUGCAGUUGUCGCUUGGUAUCUGAAAAUGUUAGGUAUUGGAGAGGCGUUCUAUAUUAAUGUAAUUCGCCAAUGAAAUAGAGAGAUGUAGGAUUUUCUAUCAUUAUUUAAAUAUGCAAGGAUUUAUAUUAUAAAAAUGUCCUCCAAACCAGCUAAUAUUAUCCCAGUGAUAUUUUUAUACAACUCUAUAGCUAUCUAGAGAAUAUUAAUAGCACAGAUAAAAUGUUUGGUUUCUAUAUACUAUUGCUUUUAAAUCAUAAGAAAACAAAGACUUA
Messenger RNA from Trichoplusia ni (cabbage looper), 2201 nucleotides. RefSeq names its product sodium/potassium-transporting ATPase subunit beta-2-like. The record is from RefSeq and is a predicted model, not a curated record. The coding region runs from base 113 to 1072 and encodes 319 amino acids. Gene Ontology annotation, molecular function: ATPase activator activity. Lineage: Eukaryota; Metazoa; Arthropoda; Insecta; Lepidoptera; Noctuidae. Gene Ontology annotation, cellular component: sodium:potassium-exchanging ATPase complex. Gene Ontology annotation, biological process: intracellular potassium ion homeostasis; potassium ion import across plasma membrane; sodium ion export across plasma membrane. The transcript is spliced from 6 exons.